Molecule: messenger RNA, 1699 nt
Organism: Diatraea saccharalis (sugarcane borer)
Lineage: Eukaryota; Metazoa; Arthropoda; Insecta; Lepidoptera; Crambidae
Source: the annotation of a GenBank genome assembly
UGUUUAUACCCGGCCGGUCUCAUAAUCGGAUGAAUUAGAUCAAAUGUAUGUGGCAAAGAAAAUCCAAAUAUUACGAAACAUUUAUAAAUGAUGAUGUAUAUCUCAACAUCUGGAUUAUAAAAAGGAAUAAUGAAUGAAGAAGAAGAGUAUACAAUAAACACCUGGUCGUACUUAAGUCUAUGUGCGGAGCCAACCAUCUGUGAGGGCCUUCGAUUUGCUAAGGAUUUGAUAGUAGCGAAUUUGCUACUACGAUUCAUAAUUCAAUCAAUAUCACUACCGCACAAUGUUCGACACAGUAUAAGCAUGGCCAUAGGCACUUUUCUACUUUACUACAGCAUCGGACCAGCAGCUAUGUGGACUGUUGGCCUAACUGCAGGUUCAUAUAUAUUUAUGCUUUUUCUAUCAUUUAUCACAAAGAGAUUGAGGGGAUUAUUUCUAUCUGUUAUGGUAAUUGCGUUUUUGCUGCUCUGUGAAAUAUACAUAGUAAAUCCUAAAAUGUGGCAGCAGAUAAGGGGGAUGCAGAUGGUAGCAGCAAUGAAGAUUAUAUCAGUUGCAAUAGAACUGGAUCGAGACUUGUUUAAACAAAUGUUAAAUCCUGUAGAGUUUGGGGGAUAUAUAUUGUGUCCAGCAAAUUGUAUUUUAGGACCUUGGAUAUCUUUUCAUAUGUACAGUACUUAUUUAGAAGUAAAAUUUUUAAAUAAAAGAUGGUUCAAAAUAAUACUUUUGAAUCUAUUACUGGCUAUGUGUUUUUUAGUCUUAUCAAAUUGCAUUGUUCCAUGGUAUAUAGAUGAUGACAUAUCAAAGUGGCUAGUAGCAUAUCGUGAUGCCCAAGCUUUCAGGAUGUCACAUUAUUUUGUAUCUAGCAUGUCAAUUGUAUCUAUGAUAAGUGCUGGUUUUGGUCUCACUAAUGAUUGUCAUUCAGAUUUGCAAGUAACUAAUCCAUUUUUUAUUGAACUCCCGAGAUCUCUUGUUCAAGUUGUUAUAUACUGGAAUAUGCCAAUGCAUCAGUGGUUAAAAAAAUAUGUAUUCAAAACAUGUCAAGUUUAUGGUCAAUUUACAGCUAUAUUAGCAACUUAUGCAGUAUCUUCCUUUCUGCAUGGCCUAAAUUUCCAGUUUUCUGCUGUACUUUUGAGCAUUGGCACAUUUUCAUAUGUAGAAUACAAUCUGCGCUUUAAAGUUGCCUGUGCUUUAGAGGUUUGUUGUUUAGCAAAUCCAUGUAUUAAACAGUGUGAACACAGGUAUAAAAAAAAUAGUUCCUUGGCAGUAUUUUUAAAUACACUUUUUUCUUUAAUUACUAUUAUUCAUCUUGCCUAUUUAGGAGUUAUGUUUGAGGCAUCAUUUACAGUACAAGAAUCAGGAUAUUCAUACCAUCACACAAUUAGCAAGUGGGAGAAUCUUAACUACUUUAGUCAUGGUUUUACACUUUUUAUGUAUAUUAUUUACGUGAUGAUGUGAUAUUACAGUUUAUCCAGAGAAUUCAGUGCUAACAACUAGAUAAGCAGUUCAGAAUUCAAAUCAUACUACAGUACUAGCACUCAUACUUAGCUCAUAAAGUAGUUGCAGAGAAAUUAUAGUUAAGAGUAAGUGAGAUGGCAAUAAUAACAAUAUUUUCAGGAAGCAUUUUAAAACAACUACCAUUUCCUAACUGCAGUACACUUGCAAAAAAAUUUUUUUUAUCUGAAAUGAUGUAAAAAAUAGA